Molecule: messenger RNA, 1614 nt
Organism: Cordyceps fumosorosea ARSEF 2679
Lineage: Eukaryota; Fungi; Ascomycota; Sordariomycetes; Hypocreales; Cordycipitaceae
Product: MAP kinase kinase
Exons: 4
Coding region: 1-1614 (537 amino acids)
Biological process (GO): protein phosphorylation
Molecular function (GO): protein kinase activity; ATP binding
Source: RefSeq, a predicted model, not a curated record
AUGGCUGAUGCUGGAGCCUCGCAGCCGCACGGCCCAGGGACCUCUCACCAGUCAUCCGUGAUGCCCGUUCCCCAAGUGCCUGCCUCCGCGACUCCUGGCCAGGUACCCAUCAUGAACGCACCUGCGCCUCUCCUUCGCCCAGCCCUUCCUGGUAGCCGCCCCGGCGGCUCUCGAACCCCGCGACUCGGUCUCGCCAUUCCGCCCUCCCCCAGCGUCAAGCCCGUCUCCCAAGGAGGCCAGCCAGCUCCUGGCCGACCACCCCUGCCGACGAUGAAUCUCGCUACACCGAUGGGCAGUCAGGUGACACCAUACGAACAAACCCCACGAUCCAACAACUGCGCUCAACCUGGACAGUCGGCCGGUGCGGGUAGCGAAAGUAGCGCUGCUCACUCGAGGUCCGGUAGCUUUGGCCCUCUCGACGGUAGAAAUAGCAACCCCACCUCUGCCGGCUCCCAGUUCUCUGCUCUCUCAUUUGCUUCGCAACUAUCCCAGUUCGGUAUCCCUGUUGGGCGUGCGCAAGGUACCCCAGAUCCCGUUUCCGCUGUUGGUUCCAUGUACUCAGAGAGGAGCGAAGGCGGCGUCACAAUGGAGAGAGAGGGCAGCCUGCAAGGCCUGGAGGCUUUUGAUAAACUCAGCCUUGAAAAGGCUAGAGUCGGAGACGUCGCGGACCUUGAUGACGAAGGCUGGCGAAUUGCCAGCAUGGAGAAGCGUAUAAUCGAAAUUGGAAACCUCGGAGAAGGUGCUGGUGGUGCUGUUACAAGGUGCAUGCUCAAAGGCGGCAAAACUGUAUUUGCCCUCAAGGUUAUUACCACAAACCCGGAUCCAGAUGUUAAGAAGCAAAUCGUCCGCGAAUUGGGGUUCAACAAGGAUUGUGCCUCAGAGCACAUUUGCCGCUAUUUUGGUGCAUUUGUUGACCCUUCCACAGCCACCAUAUCCAUAGCUAUGGAGUUUUGUGAGGGCGGUUCGCUGGACAGCAUUUACAAGGAGGUAAAGCGCCUUGGCGGGCGAACUGGGGAAAAGGUUCUCGGCAAGAUUGCUGAAGGUGUCCUCGGCGGUCUCACGUACUUGCACACCCGUCGCAUCAUCCACCGUGAUAUCAAGCCCUCGAAUAUCCUUUUGUGCCGUGACGGCGCUGUCAAGCUUUGCGACUUUGGAGUGUCAGGCGACUUUGGUACCAAGGGCGAGGCUAACACCUUCAUUGGCACCAGCUACUACAUGGCACCAGAGCGUAUCACUGGUCAAUCAUACACCAUCACAUCCGACGUCUGGUCAACAGGAGUUACCUUGCUCGAGGUUGCCCAGCAUCGGUUUCCUUUCCCAGCGGACGGCACUGAGAUGCAGCCCCGCGCGGGGCUUAUCGACCUGCUCACAUACAUUGUGAGACAGCCCGUGCCAAAGCUUAAGGACGAGCCUGAGAUGGACGUUUAUUGGAGCGACAACUUUAAAUACUUCAUUGAGUGCUGCCUUGAAAAGCAACCCAACCGCCGUGCAAGCCCAUGGAAGAUGCUGGAACAUCCCUGGAUGGUCGAGAUGAAGUCGAAGAGAGUCAACAUGGUCAAGUACCUGUCCUUUGUCUGGGGCUGGGACAGUGAAGGUACAUCGCAGGCGACCUGA